This is a messenger RNA of Grosmannia clavigera kw1407, 1509 nucleotides long. Its product is annotated as glucose-6-phosphate 1-dehydrogenase. Gene Ontology annotation, cellular component: cytosol. The transcript has 6 exons. Bases 1 to 1509 code for a protein of 502 amino acids. NCBI's taxonomy places the organism in Eukaryota, Fungi, Ascomycota, Sordariomycetes, Ophiostomatales, Ophiostomataceae. Gene Ontology annotation, molecular function: NADP binding; glucose-6-phosphate dehydrogenase activity. Gene Ontology annotation, biological process: glucose metabolic process; pentose-phosphate shunt, oxidative branch. The record is from RefSeq and is a predicted model, not a curated record.
AUGGAGGACACCGGCAUGAUGGAGCUGAAGGCCGAUACCACUAUUGUGGUUCUCGGAGCUUCUGGAGAUCUGGCGAAGAAGAAGACGUACCCGGCUCUGUUUGGUCUUUACCGCAACCAAUUUCUCCCGAGAAACAUCCGAAUUGUCGGUUAUGCCAGAACCAAAAUGGACCACGAGGAAUACAUUCGGAGAAUUCGGUCGUACAUCAAAGUCCCGACGAAGGAGCUGGAGCAACAACUUGACGAGUUCUGCUCUCUGUGCACCUACGUUUCUGGCCAAUACGACCGUGACGAGUCGUUUCUGCAGCUGAACAGCCACAUUGAAGAACUGGAGAAAGACUUUACCGAGGCGCACCGUCUGUUCUACAUGGCUCUUCCCCCUAGUGUCUUCACCAUUGUUUCCCAGCACCUGAAGAGGUGCUGCUAUCCGACCAAAGGCAUUGCGCGUGUCAUUGUCGAGAAGCCAUUUGGCAAGGAUCUUGCUAGCUCGCGGGAGCUACAAAAAUCUCUGGAGCCUGACUGGAAUGAGAAGGAGCUGUUCCGUAUUGACCAUUAUCUGGGCAAGGAGAUGGUGAAGAACAUUCUUAUCCUUCGAUUCGCCAACACUUUCUUGGGUGCCACAUGGAGCCGGCAGCACAUCGACAGCGUCCAGAUCUCUUUCAAGGAACCAUUCGGCACCGAAGGCCGCGGCGGCUACUUCGACGAGUUUGGCAUCAUUCGGGAUGUCAUGCAGAACCAUCUUCUCCAAGUUCUUACCCUUCUGGCCAUGGAGCGCCCCAUCUCGUUCUCUGCCGAGGACAUCCGCGACGAAAAGGUCCGUGUUCUUCGUGCGAUGCCUGCGAUCGAGCCUAAGAAUGUCAUCAUUGGCCAGUACGGAAGAUCCCUUGACGGCAGCAAGCCGUCGUACAAGGAGGACGACACUGUGCCGAAGGACUCGCGGUGCCCGACAUUUUGUGCGCUUGUUGCUUUCAUCAAGAACGAGCGUUGGGACGGUGUUCCUUUCAUCAUGAAGGCCGGCAAGGCGGUUAACGAACAGAAGACGGAGAUUCGGAUACAGUUCAAGGAUGUGACUUCGGGUAUCUUUAAGGACAUCCCACGCAACGAGCUUGUCAUGCGGAUCCAGCCGAACGAAAGUGUCUACGUCAAGAUGAAUUCGAAGCUUCCGGGUCUCAGCAUGCAGACUGUGGUGACCGAGCUUGACCUCACCUACCGCCGACGCUUCUCGGACCUAAAAAUUCCUGAGGCGUACGAGUCGCUCAUCCUGGACUGCCUCCGCGGUGACCAGUCCAACUUUGUCCGUGAUGACGAGCUGGAUGCUAGCUGGAGAAUCUUCACCCCCCUCCUGCACUACCUCGACGACAACAAGGAGAUCGUUCCUAUGGAAUACCCAUACGGUUCCCGCGGCCCGGCUGUUCUCGAUGACUUUACGGCGUCCUAUGGAUAUCGGUUUGCCGAUAACGCAGGCUACACGUGGCCGACGACGUCUGCUGCGCAGCCGACAAAGUUGUAA